Molecule: messenger RNA, 2319 nt
Organism: Beauveria bassiana ARSEF 2860
Lineage: Eukaryota; Fungi; Ascomycota; Sordariomycetes; Hypocreales; Cordycipitaceae
Product: dihydrouridine synthase
Exons: 5
Coding region: 1-2319 (772 amino acids)
Biological process (GO): tRNA processing
Molecular function (GO): RNA binding; tRNA dihydrouridine synthase activity; flavin adenine dinucleotide binding
Source: RefSeq, a predicted model, not a curated record
AUGACGGAUCAAACCUCGCAAAACGGCAGUUCUGAAAAGGUCGCCAAUGGUCGCCCAGCCUCGCCGAUUGAAGAGCCUGCUGCUAAAAGACAGAGGGUUGAAGAGUCGGCUGCGGCUGAAGCUUCUGCCGACCCAAUCGCCACUACUCAGACUAGCAGUAGCACACAAGAGAAUGGCUCAGCCAACAAGGUGGAUGAUAGAGAUAACAGAGAAAAGGGCUUUGCUCCCAUCAAGAAAGAGUAUCUGAUUGACGUUUCUGAACUUCGCGCUGAGGCCGGCGCGCAAGCAGAAGACGCCAAUGCUGACGAUGACGCUGCAGAGGGCCGUGUGCAAGGUGAUGACAGAGACGGCGACGGCAAGCGCGGCAAGAAGAAGAAGGCCAAGGGCCAAAACACGGAGCGCUCCUUUGGCAAGUUUGACGAUGCCCUGCCCCUCUGCAACAGCCGCGCAUUCUACCCCGAAUUCUCACCCCGCGACUGUCGCUUCGGCGAUCGCUGCCGCCUGUGUCACGAUAUACGCAAGUAUCUCGCCGAGGGCCGCCGCGCCGAUGCCAAGACCUUUGAGGGCAAGUGCCCCGUAUUUGUCAAGUACGGAUGGUGCCCUUCUGGCUGGAAGUGCCGCUUCGUGCGCAGCCACAUGAAAGAGGUCGAGCACGAGGACGGCCGUAAGGAGCUGAUUCUCGUCGACAACUCAGGUCAGGACUAUGGAAACCCGAACAAGGACACUGGUGUCGAUGCCGCCGAAGGCGCUGAGACGGAAGACUCGCGACGCGGCAUCGUCAACGUCGUGCCCAUGUCGAUCAAGAUUGACAUGAACCGCAAGCGUCUCGACUUUAGCGACGCCGACAAGUACAUUGCCUGGCUAGACAGCGUGGCCAAGACCAACAACAAAAAUCACCACCGCAAAAAGGACCAAGCAGAAGGUGACGCUGCCGCUGCCGAGACCACCACCACCACCACGCCCGCCGAGGACAACCGCGCACAGUUUGUCGACCCGCCGUUCAAGCCGGCCGAGAAGCGGCGUCUGUACUUUGGCCCCGAGACGCCGACACUCGCGCCGCUGACGACGCAGGGCAACCUACCCUUUCGCCGGCUCUGCGUCGAGAUGGGCUGCCAGCUGACGUACUCGGAGAUGGCGCUGGGCAUGCCGCUGCUGCAGGGUGUCAAGGCGGACUGGACGCUCAUGAAGGCGCACGAGUCCGAGAUUGCGCCGCCCGCCUACAGCGGCAAGGUACCGCUCUAUGACAACACGCGGGACCUGCGCUUCGGCGCGCAAAUCUCGGGCAGCGCGCACUGGGUGACCACCAAGGCUGCCAGCGCGCUCUCGCGCUUCUGCCCACACCUGCGCCUCAUCGACCUCAACUGCGGGUGCCCCAUCGACAUGGUGUACAAGUCUGGCGGCGGCUCGGCGCUGCUCGAGGCCCACGGCAAGCUCGAGCGCAUGAUUCGCGGCAUGAACGCCGUCUCGGGCGAGGUGCCCAUCACGGCCAAGAUCCGCAUGGGCGUCCGCAGCUCGCGGCCCACCGCGCCCGCCGUCAUUGAGCGCCUCGCGUUCGGCUCCAAAGAGCACCGCGAGCGUCUCGGCGCGCCUGGCUGCGCCGCCAUCACGCUCCACGGACGCAGCCGCGAGCAGCGCUACACCAAGCUCGCCGACUGGGGCUACAUUGCCGACUGCGCCGCCCUCAUCCGCGGCUACAACGAGCAGCGCGACGCGCUCGCCGACACGGCCGCCGACCCGGACCCCAGCACGCUACCCGCCGGCGGCAGGCUCUUCUUCCUCGGCAACGGCGACUGCUACUCGCACGUCGACUACCAGCGCCACAUUGAGCAGGCCCGCGUCGACACCGUCAUGAUUGGCCGCGGCGCCCUCAUCAAGCCCUGGCUCUUUGAGGAGAUUGAAAAGGGCCAGUACCUCGACAAGUCGGCCUCGGAGCGCCUCACCUACAUUGAAAAGUUUGUCCGCUACGGCCUCGAGGCCUGGGGCUCCGACGAGCUCGGCCUCGGCUUCACCCGCCGCUUCCUGCUCGAGUGGCUGAGCUUUGCGCACCGCUACGUGCCCAUCGGCCUGCUCGAGAGGCUGCCCCCGAGCAUCAACGAGCGCCCGCCCGCGUAUCGCGGCCGCAACGACCUCGAGACGCUCAUGGCGUCGCCGAAUUAUAAAGACUGGAUCAAGAUUUCGGAAAUGUUCUUGGGUCCUUGCCAUCCUGGGUUCCAGUUUAUGCCCAAGCACAAGUCCAACUCCUACGAGGCCGAAGGUUUGCAAAGGAGAAUCAUAGGAGAGCAGACUUGCAUCGAAGUGGAGUUUGGAUGUAUUGAGUAA